Hibiscus syriacus is the source of this 646-nucleotide messenger RNA. RefSeq names its product extensin-like. The record is from RefSeq and is a predicted model, not a curated record. The transcript has 4 exons. NCBI's taxonomy places the organism in Eukaryota, Viridiplantae, Streptophyta, Magnoliopsida, Malvales, Malvaceae. Bases 36 to 503 code for a protein of 155 amino acids.
UAACUAUCAGAAAUAGAAAUUGUAUUGACACAAACAUGUGGACUUCAGUACUCCCACCGGGGCACUGGCCUCUCUUCAUCCUUGCUUUAACAUUUAGCCUUGUGGCAGCUACUGUGGUUGCUGAUCAUGAACCUUAUGAAUAUUCUUCUCCACCUCCAUACUAUUACAAGUCACCACCUCCACCAUCUCCCUCACCACCGCCUCCCUACAUAUACAAGUCUCCGCCUCCACCCUCUCCUAGUCCCCCACCACCAUACUACUACAAAUCACCACCUCCACCAUCUUCCUCACCACCCUCUCCUAGUCCCCCACCACCAUACUACUACAAAUCACCACCUCCACCAUCUUCCUCACCACCGCCUCCCUACUACUACAAGUCACCACCGCCACCAUCUCUUAGUCCCCCGCCACCAUAUUACUACAAGUCACCACCCCCACCAUCUCCGUCACCACCACCACCUUACUAUUACAAGUCACCCCCUCCACCAUAUCUUCACUACUAGUCACCGAUCCUCAAGUGAAAUCUCCACCUCAUUACUAUCAUACAUCAUCAACAUUUUCAAAGGGCUAGUUAAGAUAAGUUAUUGUUUUAAUCUCUUCGUUCGGGUUGAAGAUUUGAUGUGGAAGAAGAAUAAUUAUAACGUUU